AUGGCCACCGCCGAGCGGCUCCCUGUCGGGCGGGAGGAACCGUGGCCGAGCGGGACCCGUGGAACCGGCAUCUCGCUGUGGGGCGAAGGGGCGAAGGCUGCAGCCGAGCGCAGGCCGGAGACUCCCGCUUCUCCCCACCCUCCCCACCCCAGUCCUCCCUCCCAGCAUUUGGACAGCACCCACCCGGUCGCCUCCGGGGGACUUGCUGGUUCCGCUUUAGCGAAAGGAGGCGGCUUUUCAGAAAAGGGGUAUGAAUGGAGCUCUGAAGAGGAAGAGCCAGUGAAAAAGGCAGGACCAGUCCAAGUCCUCAUUGUCAGAGAUGACCAUUCCUUUGAAUUAGAUGAAACUGCACUAAAUCGGAUCCUUCUCUCAGAGGCUAUCAGGGACAAGGAGGUCGUUGCUGUAUCUGUUGCUGGAGCAUUUAGAAAAGGAAAAUCAUUCCUGAUGGACUUCAUGUUGAGAUACAUGUAUAAGCAGGAAUCAGUUGAUUGGGUUGGAGAUUACAAUGAACCAUUGACUGGCUUUUCGUGGAGAGGUGGGUCUGAACGAGAGACCACAGGAAUCCAGAUAUGGAGUGAAGUCUUCCUUAUCAAUAAACCUGACGGUAAAAAGGUUGCAGUGCUAUUGAUGGAUACUCAGGGAACCUUUGAUAGUCAGUCAACUUUGAGAGAUUCGGCCACAGUAUUUGCCCUUAGCACAAUGAUCAGCUCAAUACAGGUAUAUAACUUAUCUCAAAAUGUGCAGGAGGAUGAUCUUCAGCACCUUCAGCUUUUCACUGAGUAUGGCAGGCUGGCAAUGGAGGAAACAUUCCUGAAGCCAUUUCAGAGUCUGAUAUUUCUUGUUCGAGACUGGAGUUUCCCAUACGAAUUUUCAUAUGGAGCUGACGGUGGCUCCGAAUUCUUGGAAAAACGCCUCAAGGUCUCGGGGAACCAGCAUGAAGAACUACAGAAUGUUCGAAAACACAUCCAUUCCUGUUUCACCAAAAUUUCCUGUUUUCUGCUACCUCAUCCUGGCUUAAAAGUAGCUACCAAUCCAAACUUUGAUGGAAAACUGAAAGAAAUAGAUGAAGAAUUCAUCAAAAACUUGAAAAUACUAAUUCCUUGGCUACUUAGUCCUGAGAGCCUAGACAUUAAAGAGAUCAAUGGGAACAAAAUCACCUGCCGAGGUCUGGUGGAGUACUUCAAGGCUUAUAUAAAGAUCUAUCAAGGUGAAGAAUUACCACAUCCCAAAUCCAUGUUACAGGCCACAGCAGAAGCUAACAAUUUAGCAGCCGUGGCAACUGCCAAGGAUACAUACCAUAAAAAAAUGGAAGAGAUCUGUGGUGGUGACAAACCAUUUCUGGCCCCUAAUGACCUGCAGACGAGACAUCUGGAACUUAAGGAAGAAUCUGUGAAGCUAUUCCGAGGGGUGAAGAAGAUGGGUGGGGAGGAAUUUAGCCGGCGUUACCUGCAACAGUUGGAGAGUGAAAUAGAUGAACUUUACAUCCAGUACAUCAAGCACAAUGAUAGCAAAAAUAUCUUCCAUGCAGCUCGUACCCCAGCCACACUGUUUGUUGUCAUCUUUAUCACAUAUGUGAUUGCUGGUGUGACUGGAUUCAUUGGUUUGGACAUCAUAGCUAGCCUAUGCAAUAUGAUAAUGGGACUGACCCUUAUUACUCUGUGCACCUGGGCAUACAUCCGGUACUCUGGAGAAUACCGAGAGCUGGGUGCUGUAAUAGACCAAGUGGCUGCAGCCUUGUGGGACCAGGGAAGUACAAAUGAGGCUUUAUACAAGCUUUAUAGUGCAGCAGCAACCCACAGACAUCUGUAUCAUCAAGCUUUUCCUGCACCAAAGUCAGAAUCUACUGAACAAUCAGAAAAGAAGAAAAUUUAA
This is a messenger RNA of Eubalaena glacialis (North Atlantic right whale), 1872 nucleotides long. It is a transcript of the gene ATL1, whose product is annotated as atlastin GTPase 1. Gene Ontology annotation, molecular function: GTP binding; GTPase activity. NCBI's taxonomy places the organism in Eukaryota, Metazoa, Chordata, Mammalia, Artiodactyla, Balaenidae. The record is from RefSeq and is a predicted model, not a curated record. Gene Ontology annotation, biological process: protein homooligomerization; endoplasmic reticulum organization.